UGUUUCGCUUCUCAAAUGUUUCAGAAGAUCGACAUUGCAGUGAACCAGGAUGAAGUCGCCACUCUUAACCUUGCUGCUGUCCUUCUCUUGCUGGUCUUGCUUCAGACCGUCACCAGCAGACCCAGACACCCUACCCGGAAACAGUCGGGUACCCGGAACCCGGAAAAACACAGGAAACGCAUAAUUCCGACACCCAAACCAUCGCGGAAAAAAGCACUCCCCUCCUCAACACCAUCCACCACCAUCACCACGACCCCCGAGACCACGACCCCCGAGACCACUACCCCCGAGACCACUACCCCUCUGUGUGUGGGUGACAAUGGUGAGCAGCUGCAAGUGGGACAAGAGGUCAAAUAUGCGGGUGGGUGCAGGGUAUGCACUUGCUUCCCUGAUGGUGCUCAAUGUUAUUACAUUGACUGUAUGAUCCGCAUGUGCGUCGACUACGUCAAGCCCAACAACACCUGCUGUGGAACCUGUCCCAACGGUGAAAAUUGCCGUAUCCAGGAGACAGGCCAGAUCAUCUCAGAGUCAGUGGAGGUUGACGGCCGGAUGUGUUGGUGCCCAAACCCGUGGGAGUACUUUUUCGACUUUUUCUCCGACGAGGGUCCAAUCGCUGUAUGCGAACCGCUCACUACGUCUCCACCUCCACCACCCACAACACCACCCACGCCACCACCGCCGUGUGUCGGUGACAAUGGCGAGGUGCUGGAGCCCGGUCAACAGGUCAUGUACUCAGGCUGGGGAUCCUGCAAGUAUUGUGAGUGCGACCCAAGGGAGGGUUUACAGUGUGUCUAUGGCGACUGCCUGCCACCUAUGUGCGUCGACUUCUUCACGCCGAAUGGCAGUUGUUGUCCCCAAUGUCCGAACGGUCAAAACUGCCGCAUUGAGCAGACAGGGGAGAUCAUAACGGAUCCAGUGGAACGAGACGGUGGGCGUUGCUGGUGUCCGGAGCAGGACUAUAAUAUUGGUUACCCUUCACCAGAGCAUUACACGGCCAUUUGUGUUCCCUCCGACACUACGCCUGAGACCACAACUACACCUGAGACCACAACUACGCCUGAGACCACAACUACACCUGAGACCACAACUACACCUGAGACCACAACUACUUCUCCGCCACCAGAGGAUGAAUCCCCCUCUCCCUCGGAGCCCUGGACAUCCACAGACGGAACUGACUCAACUUCCUUGGAAUCCUGGACACCUGCAGACACAUCCACACCCGCAGUCUAGUCCCAGACCCAAAGACUCAGCACUCCCCUGACCUCCCCCACGAACGGUAGAGAACCCUCUACUGAUCUCCCGAAAGUAUUGGUAAAUAAAAUAGAAAUCGAAUGUACAACUCAUACAACAGACAGUAAAAUUGUUUUUGUUACAGCCGCUUAUUAUCUUACAAUAUUCUAGAGGUAAAUGAGGAGGACCAUGAGUUAGUGGAGGUUUAGACACCGGAGGUUCACAACGAUGGAGACUUAGACACUUGGGGUACUGGAGUUAGCUGGAAGUUGCUUACCCUGGAGUUUACUACAUUGGAUCUCUAGACAAUAAAAACUUGAUGCACUUGAGAGUUGUAUUUAGCAUGAGCAAUAUAUUUAAAUAUUUAGUGCAUUGGAGAUUGUGAGACAAAUAUAAUUACAUAUAUAUAUAAUUGAUAAGUAUGCAUAAUUAAAGCUUCAUUGGAGCGACUUUAUUAUUUUAGAUAAUAUAAAAUAUGUACAUUCUCUAAAAUGUUGAAUAGCCAAACAGAAGACUGGGCUUGAAUUUUGUUGGGGCCUGUUGGGCAAGAGAGAUUAGUAUUUUGCCUUCAGAUGAAGUUUCUAAACAUAAAUAUAUUUGUGCAUCAGGGUCUGAGGGCUGUUGAGAUUAAAUGAAAGCAACUGAAA
Messenger RNA from Pomacea canaliculata, 1877 nucleotides. Its product is annotated as kielin/chordin-like protein. Bases 16 to 1230 code for a protein of 404 amino acids. The record is from RefSeq and is a predicted model, not a curated record. The transcript has 3 exons. Gene Ontology annotation, biological process: negative regulation of BMP signaling pathway. NCBI's taxonomy places the organism in Eukaryota, Metazoa, Mollusca, Gastropoda, Architaenioglossa, Ampullariidae. Gene Ontology annotation, cellular component: AMPA glutamate receptor complex. Gene Ontology annotation, molecular function: protein binding.